This is a messenger RNA of Phalaenopsis equestris, 4229 nucleotides long. RefSeq names its product LRR receptor-like serine/threonine-protein kinase GSO1. Lineage: Eukaryota; Viridiplantae; Streptophyta; Magnoliopsida; Asparagales; Orchidaceae. The record is from RefSeq and is a predicted model, not a curated record. Gene Ontology annotation, molecular function: ATP binding; protein kinase activity; receptor serine/threonine kinase binding. Gene Ontology annotation, biological process: protein phosphorylation.
UCACACCCUCCAACAUUCAACAUCUGCCACGUGCACAUCCGUCCAACUUCACCCCCGCUGCCACACCAGCCGCUACAGCGAACCAAACCGUUCGCUUUCCUCGUUAAUGAAGGAAGCCAACUGCCUUUCCCUCUUGCUUUAAUAUUCGAGCUCGGCCAAGUCUCCCUCGCCGAUUCGCAAUCAAAUCGGCGCAAUUAAAUGGCCGAUCGCGCUUCACGAGACGUCAAACCAACGUUAAAACCUCUCCAUGCAUCCAUGCAUGAUUCUCAGAAUCGAACCAUGGCCAUCAAACUUGCUUUAGUAUUCGCGCUCCUCUUCUCGCACCUCUCCUCCGCCGCCUCAUCGUCCAUCGCCGACGUUCUCUUAGACAUAAAGAGCUCCUUCUCCGAGGACCCUUUCCACCUCCUCGAUGACUGGUCGCCCGCGACAAAUCCAAAUCAUUGCAACUGGACCGGAGUCCUCUGCGAAGGCGCCGGCGAAGUGGUUGCUCUAAACCUCUCCUCCGCCGGUCUUUUCGGCGAGGUACCCCCCGCACUCACCCAGCUCACCCAACUCGCCGUCCUCGACCUCUCUGCCAACCACCUCUCCGGCAAAAUACCGGCCGAGCUCUCGAGCCUCCGCAGCCUCACUUCGCUUCUACUUUACUCAAACAAUCUCUCCGGCGAGAUUCCGGCGAGCAUCGGAAGGAUCGCCGGACUUCGAGUCUUACGCAUUGGCAACAACCCCGGCGUUUCCGGUUCUAUUCCGGAGGAAAUUGGGGAUAUUCAAAAUCUAACGGUUUUGGGUUUAGCUUCUUGUAAUUUGACCGGUUUGAUUCCGAUUUGGUUGAGCCGGCUCAUAAAUCUCCAGAUUUUGAGUUUAAGCAUGAACCGGUUUACCGGUCCGAUUCCGCCGGAGAUUCGUAACCUGCAGGAACUCACCGUGCUCGCACUCGCCGGAAACCAGCUCACCGGCCGUAUUCCGCAGGAGCUCGGCGAUCUCCUUCAGUUACAAACUUUGCUCCUUGCUAAAAACUCACUGAGCGGAGGUGAAUUAACUCAGCUGCAAUACCUUAAUGUGAUGGCGAACCGGUUGGAGGGUUCAAUACCGACAUCACUCAGCCGGUUGAGCCGGCUUAGGGUACUGGACCUGUCUACAAACCGGCUCCAAGGCGGGUUUCCAGAGGAAAUUGGCGACUUACCGGAACUCAACUUCCUGGUUUUGGCGGGAAACCGGCUCUCCGGUGAGCUGCCGGAAAAUAUCUGCCGGAGGAGUUCGAUUAGUUUGGAGCAUCUCAUGGCUUCGGACAAUAACUUUACGGGCCGUAUUCCGGCUACGAUCGCUCAAUGCAUGUCACUCCGGACACUGGAUCUUGCCAACAAUAGCUUUUCAGGCUACAUUCCACCGGAGCUAGGAGUUCUCUCUGAGCUCACUGAUCUCACUCUUAAUAACAACAGUUUUUCUGGUUUCAUUCCCCGAGAAUUCGGCAAUCUCAGCAAGCUGGAAACUCUAGCUCUGUAUCACAAUAAUCUCAUCGGUGGAAUCCCGGAGGAAAUCGGCUUAUUACAGAGCUUAGAAGUGCUGUACCUGUACGAAAACAGGUUCACUGGAGAAAUCCCUGCGGCGAUCGGUAACUGUUCGAAGUUGCAGAUGGUGGAUUUUUUUGGAAAUCAGUUCACCGGGAGAAUCCCGGAAACAGUCGGGCAGUUGACGCAGCUUAAUCUGCUCCAUCUCCGGCAGAAUGCGCUCUCGGGCCAUAUUCCGGCAACUCUAGGCAAUUGCAAUGAGCUUACGAUUCUUGAUCUCGCCGACAAUGUUCUCACUGGAGGGAUUCCGAUGGAGCUGGGCUUUUUAAAAUCUCUGGAGAAACUAAUGCUUUAUAACAAUUCGUUGGAAGGAAUCAUUCCCGAUGAGAUUUUCGAAUGUAAGAAUCUCACCAGAGUCAAUCUUUCGAAUAAUCGUUUUAAUGGAAGCAUCCUUCCUCUUUGCGGCUCGAGUUCUCUCCUCUCCUUCGAUCUAACAAACAAUUCGUUCAAUAUCGAUAUUCCUGCUCAUUUGGGGAACUCCGCUCACCUAGAGAGGAUACGGCUCGGGAGCAAUAGAAUUGCUGGGGAAAUACCUUCAAUGCUCGGGAUGAUCGAAUCGCUGUCGCUACUUGAUCUCUCCGACAAUCGUCUCUCUGGCGAAAUACCGCCGGAGCUUUCGUCUUGCAAGAAACUCACCCACAUCGACCUCAACGGUAACCAACUCACUGGAGAGGUUCCGGCGUGGAUUGGAGGGUUACCGGAUUUGGGAGAGCUGAAGCUAUCUUCCAAUGGCUUCAUUGGUUCUCUGCCUGUUGAGAUGUUCAACUGCUCGAAGCUUUUGCGGCUCCAGCUGAAUGAUAACAAUCUUAAUGGAUCAAUCCCGUGGGAAAUCGGGAACCUAAUUUCCCUCAAUGUACUCGAUCUCAGUCGCAACCGGUUCUCUGGUAAUAUCCCAACAUCAAUUGGGAAACUGAGCAAGAUAUAUGAUCUCCGGAUGUCAAACAACUUAUUCGCCGACGAUAUUCCGGCGGAGCUCGGAAAACUUUCGGAAUUGCAGAGUGCUCUCGACCUCAGCUUCAAUAAACUCACGGGCGAAAUCCCCCCUUCGCUCGAAACUCUUUACAAGCUAGAAUCUCUCAAUCUUUCCCAUAAUUCCAUAACCGGCCAAAUCCCACACCAGAUAGGAAGAUUGAGCAGUUUGGUAUCCCUAAACCUCUCAUACAACAAGCUCGCAGGGAACCUCGACGAUUAUUUCUCACGGUGGCCGCCAGAAUCUUUCGCCGGAAAUCUCGCUCUAUGCGGACCGCCAAUGCAACAAUGCCGUAAGGAAUAUUCUCCAUCCAACCACCACAGGCAGUCAUCGCCAACAACCGCAUCCAUCGCCGUCGCCACCGCUCUAGUUACCAUCGCCAUUUUUUUCCUCACCAUGGCUCUCGCCAUCGCUAUUAAAGGGCGCUUUUCGAGAAAAGCAGUUGAAGUGAACUGCGCCAGCUCGUCGAGCUCCGGGCAAGUGCAGCGCCAGUUAAUCAGGAAACGAUCCGACCGACGAGAUUUCCGACGGGAGACGAUCAUGGCGGCGACGAACAAUCUUAGCGAAGAGUACAUAGUCGGCUCCGGAGGCUCUGGAUCCGUCUAUCGCGCAGAACUCCCCUCCGGCGAAACCGUGGCUGUGAAACGAAUCUUCGCGGAAGAAGACAAAGAACCUUUCCUCGCCGACAAAAGCUUCGCGAGAGAGAUAAAAACCCUCGGCCGUAUUCGUCACAGACAUCUCGUUAGACUCCUCGGCUUCUUCUCUGGCGACGGAGGAAACAUCCUCAUCUAUGAGUAUAUGGAAAAUGGGAGCAUCUGGGACUGGCUUCACCGACCAAAUAAGAUGAAAAAUAAAUUAUGCUUCGGAGCUCGGCUCAAAAUUGCUAUCGGUUUCGCCAAAGGAGUUGAAUAUCUUCACCAUGAUUGUGUCCCGAAGAUCAUCCACAGAGACAUCAAGUCCAGCAAUGUCCUCCUCGACGCCGACAUGGAAGCCCACCUUGGUGACUUCGGCCUCGCCAAACCCCUCGUCGCCGAAUCUGCCGGCCAAUUCGAGUCCGCAUCCGUCUUUGCCGGCUCCUAUGGCUACGUCGCUCCAGAAUACGCCUACACCAUGAAAGCUACAGAGAAGAGCGAUGUUUAUAGCAUGGGGAUAGUUCUAAUGGAGCUUGUGACUGGUUUGAUGCCGACUGAUCAGAGAUUUGGUGGAGACAUUGAUAUGGUGAGAUGGAUUGAGAUGAGCAUGGGAUCGUUGGAGGAAGUGGUCGAUCCUUCCCUUAAGCCUCUGGCUGCCGGAGAGGAAUCGGCUGCCAUCGAUUUGUUAGAUAUAGCUCUUCAGUGUGUGAGGAUGACUCCGGCGGAGCGGCCAACAGCGAGGAAGGUGGCUGAUGUUCUUACAAAUGUGGCUUUAAAGAAGCAGAGAAUGGGCAAUGGGAAGAAGACUAGAGUAGACUGAUUCUGAAUGAACAGAAAAAAAGGUAUUUUUUUGUGUUCAUUUAAUAGUGUUGAAUGUUGGGAACUUUCAAAUUUGGUCGGUUGAAGCUAUAAUUAAAAUUCGAAUUUCACGCAUUGAAAUUUAUUUCAUUUGAUGCGUUCCUUAAUUCUAUGGUUUGAUCUUUGAGUUUGACGAGCAAACAUUUCCCAUCAAAUUCAGUAAUAUGUUGAAGUUAUUUGCUCGGGUGAUUAGAUCACCGGAUG